This is a messenger RNA of Cynara cardunculus var. scolymus (artichoke), 1192 nucleotides long. RefSeq names its product zinc transporter 2. The record is from RefSeq and is a predicted model, not a curated record. Gene Ontology annotation, molecular function: zinc ion transmembrane transporter activity. NCBI's taxonomy places the organism in Eukaryota, Viridiplantae, Streptophyta, Magnoliopsida, Asterales, Asteraceae. Bases 1 to 1020 code for a protein of 339 amino acids. Gene Ontology annotation, cellular component: membrane. Gene Ontology annotation, biological process: zinc ion transmembrane transport. The transcript is spliced from 2 exons.
AUGGCUAUCUCCGUCAACUCAAACUCAGCUCUUCUCUUCAUUUCUCUUCUCUCUCUACACCUCUCCGCCACCUCUGGUCACGGCGGCGAAAGCCACGAUGAUGACGACGGCACCCACAAUUUGCAUGCCAAAGGCUUGGUCUUGGUCAAAGUUUAUUGUUUGAUCAUCUUGUUUGUCACCACUUUCGCCGGUGGCGUUUCCCCUUAUUUCUACCGAUGGAACGAAAGCUUUCUACUGUUAGGCACUCAAUUCUCCGGCGGAGUCUUUUUAGGGACUUCUCUCAUGCAUUUCUUGAGUGAUGCUAAUGAAACCUUCGGUGAUUUGACUUCAAAAACCUACCCUUUUGCUUUCAUGCUGGCAUCGGCAGGCUAUCUUCUCACCAUGUUUGGUGACUGCUUGAUAUUAUAUGUAACCGGAAAAGGAGGUCAUCAUGGUGGUAGAGGAGAAGAUAAUAAGGUGGGGGUAGAGGUGGAGGAGGGGAGGACGACUGGCGGCGAUAGGCGGCCGGAGCAUGGAAAGGAUAGUCACCCGAUUCUUGUGAGGACGUCCUCCUUAAGCGAUACAAUUCUACUCAUCCUAGCUUUGUGUUUCCAUUCUAUUUUCGAGGGUAUUGCUGUUGGUGUCUCAUCAACCAAAGCAGAUGCAUGGAGAAAUCUAUGGACAAUCUCUUUGCACAAGAUAUUUGCAGCGGUCGCGAUGGGGAUUGCACUCCUGAGAUUGAUACCGAAGAGGCCAUUCUUAUUAACCAUGAUCUACUCUUUCGCCUUCGGGAUCUCGAGCCCGAUUGGGGUUGGAAUCGGAAUUGCCAUUGAUGCCACAAUGGAAGGGAAAGUAGCAGAUUGGAUUUAUGCCAUUUCCAUGGGUCUUGCUUGUGGGGUUUUUGUGUAUGUAGCUAUCCACCAUCUCAUAGCCAAAGGCUUUAAGCCUCAACAAGAGUCUUACUUCGACACCCCAUUUUUCAAGUUUCUUGCUGUGCUUCUUGGGGUUGGAAUCAUCGCAGUUGUCAUGAUUUGGGAUUAAUUUGAGUGUCAAUUAAAAGGAUUUAAUACCAUCAUCAUGCAUGGUGGAUUAUGUAUUUUACUGAUGUAUGUAACUUUAUUGUACAUGGUCCUGCUGCAGUAGUUCUGAAGGGUGCUACCAUAAUCUUUAGUCGCGUUCCCCUAUAUUUAUCGAAAUUAAGUUAUUAACUAAA